GCUCGUCGAACUUCAUCAGUUUGGUUUCGACUACGAUUUCGACUUGCCAACAAUGUAUUCGAAGAGUUUCUACGCGUUGUUCCUGCUGGCGCUGGUCGCCUGCCAGGCCGCACCCUCGCCCAAGAUAAUCGAGAAAUCAACCAGCGAGACGGCGACUAAGCUCACCAAAGAAGACAUUAAACCAGAAGAUACUGGCGCGGACAAGGAUAGAGCAAAAAAAUCGACAACCUUUUGCGUGGAAGUCCGCUCAGGAAAGGAAGAGAUGGUUCCCUGUAAGCAGGAGAUCCCUGUAAAAGAGAUGCAACAAGUUCUAAAUCUCAAGACUCUUGACUACAAACCAAUGGCAACCGUCAUGCAACCCGUUCCCACAUCCGUACAAUAUCCAGUUUCGAAUAUCCUGGUCCAACAGCCGCAAAUAUCGCAACUCUCUCCGAGUUUAAGUUUGUUGCAACAACCUUCUCAAUUUGUUGUACACUCGACUCAGCCUCAACAGCAAGUUCCUCAACAGCAAGUUCCUCAACAGCAAGUUCUUCAACAGCAAGUUCCUCAACAGCAAGUUCUUCAACAGCAAGUUCCUCAGCCACUCACUCAACAGCACGUUAUUCAUGUUCAAACUCAACCGCAAGAAACAGCUUCAGCAUCAGUUUCUCAAGUUCAAUCGCAACAACCCACAUUGUCUGCUCCAGCAUCAGCCCCUGCUCCAACGCCAAUCAUUAACAUCAUACCAGCUCCCGCCUCCGCGCCCUGUGAAAAAUCGGGAGUCCCCCAGCAACCCCAACCAUUACCACCACAACACAUUCAUACAGUCCACGUCGUUCAACCAACCCAACUGAUAUCACAGUUGUCCAAACAAGAGACCAGACCGACAAAAUUGGAACAAGAAAAGCCACAGGUCCUGCCGGUUUCGCAUCAGGGAUUGAGUGUUUUAACGCCCGCCGCACGUCCUUGCAAAACCGAAAUGUUACUUGCACCGUCUUCUCCUAUGGAACUUGUUUACCAUGAAGAAGAGCCAACAAGGCUUGUUGAGUACGUACCAGUACAACAAGAAUUAUACGAGUGCAGUUGUCGAUCCGACCAGCAGAAGACCAAGCCUUCUAAGCAUCACGUAAUGUUACAUUCCGGGUCUUACAGCGGGUCUAGAUCCUUUAGGUCUCCGAUGAUGCUACAAUACAAUCCUAGCAUCGGAGAAAGUGAAGAAUCGCCCAUAAUCGCACAGGCCAGAGAAAUGGAAGGAAGGCAUCAUCAUAAAAAACUCCCUUUGCAUCUCACGGUGCAACAACCCAUCGUAUAUAGUCCUUCUAAAAAUCCUCCUACAUAUGAAUCUAACUCGUAUCAGUCUAUGACAUAUAUUACAAGUCCUUAUACCUUUUCAUAUCCUUAUGAAACCCACAGCUCUUACCCUACGACAAAUUACGACUCUUCUUCUUCUCAACUCUAUAGUAGCGUACCGUUGAUCACCGUAAACACAGGGGGACCAUUUCAAAGGAAUUCAGAAGAUCAAAAUUCGGAAGAGAUUUCGGCGAAUAAUAAAAAUAUACAAGAAACUCUUUCAAAUGCAAAUCUCUCCAGCAAUCAAAAGCGAGAGGUUAUUAAUACUCAAUUGAGGAAUGAUAAGCAGAAAGAAACCGCAGAAGGACUACAGGUGGAAAAGGAAAGUGGCAUUAAGCAGAUAAUUCCAAAAACCGAUGCAGAUGAAAUUUUGAAACAAAAAGAAGAAUAGAAUAAACUCUCAAAUCUUAAAGGCAUAGAUAUGGCUAAAUAAUUUGUUAAUUAACUUAACGUAAACAUAUAUUUAAUCACUAGAUAUCUUAUUAUUUUUAUAUAAUAUUAUUAAAUCGUUCUUGUCUAAUAAUUUUUUUAAUUUUUUACAUCGUAAAUUUUAUAUAUCAUAAAUUUUAUAAGAAAUGGAAAUUCUCUCUUUUAAUAAAUAUAAUAAAAUAUUAUCUUCUCUUUCAA
This is a messenger RNA of Cataglyphis hispanica, 1956 nucleotides long. RefSeq lists its product as uncharacterized. The transcript has 4 exons. NCBI's taxonomy places the organism in Eukaryota, Metazoa, Arthropoda, Insecta, Hymenoptera, Formicidae. The record is from RefSeq and is a predicted model, not a curated record. The coding region runs from base 53 to 1720 and encodes 555 amino acids.